Exophiala bonariae is the source of this 1584-nucleotide messenger RNA. RefSeq lists its product as uncharacterized. The transcript is spliced from 7 exons. The record is from RefSeq and is a predicted model, not a curated record. The coding region runs from base 1 to 1584 and encodes 527 amino acids. Lineage: Eukaryota; Fungi; Ascomycota; Eurotiomycetes; Chaetothyriales; Herpotrichiellaceae. Gene Ontology annotation, molecular function: transmembrane transporter activity. Gene Ontology annotation, biological process: transmembrane transport. Gene Ontology annotation, cellular component: membrane.
AUGAACUUUGGCGGGAAUCCUACAGACCCAGCGCAUGUCCCCACGGUGAGCGAACAUCAAUAUCACGUUGAUGACACCCACAACGACGAGAAAAAUGCAACCGCGCAAGAUAUCGAGGAUAUGAAGCGGAUGGGCAAGAAGCAAUUGUUCAGGCGAAACUUCGGGUUCCUGUCGAUUUUUGGGUUCUCCAUGAUUCUUAUGAAUACGUGGCAGGCACUGCUAGGGACUAUUGCAUUCGGUCUUGGGAACGGAGGGACAGCAGGACUGAUCUACAUGUACGUCAUUGUGGUGGUAUUUUUCUCGUUGGUCAAUAUUUCCAUGGCUGAAAUGGCAUCAAUGGCGCCGACGGCAGGCGGUCAGUAUCACUGGAUAUCAGAAUUCGCUCCUCGAAGCCAGCAGAAGUUCCUGUCCUUUGUGGUCGGCUGGCUCUGUACAUUAGGAUGGCAAAGUGGCACAGCGAUCGGAUGUUUCCUGGCGGCAACCGAAAUUCAAGGUCUCAUUGUCUUGAACAACGACAAUUACGUCUACGAACGCUGGCAUGGGUCGCUUUUAACCAUUGCUGUGGUCUGUUUCGUUGCAUUCUUCAAUACAUUCUUGUCCAGGCACCUGCCUCUCGUCGAACGCUUGGUCCUCUGUCUACAUGUUGGUGGGUUCAUUUGCAUCGUGGUUCCGCUCUGGGUUCUGGGUCCUCGCGGUAACUCGCAUGAGAUUUGGACGGUUUUCGCGGACGGUGGUGGUUGGGGUUCAACUGGACUUGCUACUCUAGUCGGCUUGAUCACACCAGUGACUGCCUUUCUCGGGGCCGAUGCUGCCGUUCAUAUGGCCGAAGAGCUGAAGAAUGCUUCCAAGACACUUCCCAGAGUUAUGGUCUGGACAUCUGUUGUCAAUGGUGCCCUUGGUUUUGUCAUGCUCAUCACCUUCUGCUACACUUUGGGUGACUUGGAAAGUGUUCUCUCCACCCCAACAGGCUACCCCUUUAUUCAGGUCUUCUACAACGUCACGGGAUCAAAAGGGGGCGCCACAGCGAUGUCCUGCAUCCUCGUGCUGUCCGCGACCGCCAACGGAAUGACGAACAUGGCUACAGCCUCACGCCAGCUGUUUGCAUUUGCUCGUGAUAAAGGACUUCCUUUCCAUGAAUGGUUCGCAUACGUGGAUCGUCGUUGGGAAAUCCCCGUGAAUGCCGUCUUCUUCACAAUCUCCACCUCGACACUCUUUUCGCUCAUCAACAUCGGCUCGACAGUUGCUUUCAACCAAAUCCUAUCACUAGGACUCGCGGCACUGCUGUCUUCAUACCUGAUCUCGAUAUGUUGCGUCGCCCUCCGUCGAGUAAGGGGUCAGCGUCUGCUCGACCGCUCCUUUGACCUUGGUCGACUCGGGCUUCUCAUCAACGGCGGCGCUAUCGCCUUCCUACUCUUGGCCCUCGUCAUGAGUUUCUUCCCUGGGGCACCUCAUCCCACGAUCACGACAAUGAAUUGGUCAUGUUUGGCGUACGGUGGAGUGCUCAUUAUUGGUGGGAUCUACUACGCCUUUUGGGCCCGACAUCAUUAUAUUGGACCUGUGGAGUAUGUGAGGAAAAGCGCGUAG